Molecule: messenger RNA, 3537 nt
Organism: Cladophialophora yegresii CBS 114405
Lineage: Eukaryota; Fungi; Ascomycota; Eurotiomycetes; Chaetothyriales; Herpotrichiellaceae
Exons: 1
Coding region: 1-3537 (1178 amino acids)
Biological process (GO): cholesterol biosynthetic process
Cellular component (GO): cytoplasm
Molecular function (GO): FAD binding; phosphomevalonate kinase activity
Source: RefSeq, a predicted model, not a curated record
AUGGCCACGCUCGACUCCCUAAAGUGGGCCCUGAGGCAGAAUGCCACGGCAACUGCCAAGCAGCCGUUGUCCGACAAGCAGUAUAGCGCCGGCUUCGACAUUUUAGUGCGGGGCUCCGGGUGGCUCUCGUACCAAGACUUCGUCAUCCCUCAACUCUCAGUUCUGCUCACUCCGCUUUUCAACUCGCGUGCCCAUAUCUCGGCACUAGAAAUCGGACCUGGCCCAAAGAGCGUACUGGGGUCUCUGCCCGGCCAUCUGAGACGGAAGAUCAAGAAAUACACUGCAUUCGAACCUAACGGCUUGUUUGCCACAGGAUUGGAAGAAUGGCUUUGCUCUGGCUCCGAGACGGGGUCCCCGUUUCCCUGCCUAGAAAGCCUGCCCGACAUCCGUCGGAUUCCAUUUACCCUGGGAGAUGAAGGCGGCACAGAUAGCGGGACAAGUGACGACGAUGAACAAUACGAUGUCAUCCUAUUCUGCCAUAGUAUGUACGGCAUGAAACCCAAACGCAGAUACGUCGAACGGGCGGUGGAAAUGCUUGUGGAGGACCCCGAGGGUGGAAUGGUGACAGUUUUCCACCGCGACGGAGACCUGCACCUGGACGGUUUGGUAUACCAUCGGACGGUUUCUUUUCCCACAGGCGUCGUCCGCGUGGCGGAUGACGACGAGGUUCUGGACCUUUUCGCUUCUUUCAUCGCGGGAUAUGUCAUGCAGGAGGUGGACGCAGACAAGCCUAUCCGAGUCAAGUGGCGUGAGCUGUGCCGCACCUUGGGUCGCCGCGAGGAAGCUUGCCCAGACCACCUCGUGUUCAGUGCUCCCGACCUCAUGGUGUCCUUUACCAAACAUGCGACCACGUUGCCGGAGCUGAUGGCGCAGGUGCCACUGGUUGAGGGCGAUAAGACAGUUAAGAAUCGAGAGGCUCGCCUCCACCGCCCCGCCUCGGUUGUUAGACCUACGGAGAUCCAACAUGUCCAGCACUGCGUCCGAUGGGCUCUGAAGCACGGAGUGAGUCUGACCGUCAUCGGUGGGGGUCAUAGCGGUCACUGUCUUUGGCCCAACGUUGUCUCGGUCGACAUGGGCGCUUUUGACAAAGUACACAUUCUUGCGGUGGGGGAUGAUAGAGGAGGUUCCGAUCUCGACUCCAUUUCUUUGGUUGUUGCCGAGGCCGGCUGCAAGACAGGAGAUAUCGUCCACGAGACCAUGAAGGCUGGCCUGAUAGUGCCCCUGGGGGCCCGCCCAACCGUAGGUGCCGGGCUCUGGCUACAAGGCGGCAUUGGGCAUCUGGCUAGGUUGCAUGGGCUCGCGUGUGACUCCAUCGUUGGUGCUGUUGUGGUCAGCGUCGAUUCUGGCGAGGUCCUCAGCGUCGGCCAUGUCCCAAGCCAGCACCAGCCGGCAGGUGCCGUUCGCCGAGAAAACGAAGCUGACCUAUUAUGGGCAUUGAAAGGCGCCGGGACAAACUUUGGCGUCGUGGUCAGCGUAACCUUCAAGGCUUACCCGGCUCCGACCUACAUGACUCGAAACUGGGUUGUCCCGCUUAGCGACAAAUUCGAAGCUCAACUGAGACUCGGCGAUUUUGACAAACUAGUCGCUAGCGAACUCCCCCGGACUUGCUCUGCCGACGCUUAUCUUUUCUGGGACGCUGAUCAGCUGCAACUUGGAAUGACCACGUACGAAUCUUCCAGGACUACGAACAACUUUGUGACAGGCACGCAUAUGGCUCUAAGUGACUUGUGGGGGCCGGAAGUCGACUCCAAAAUUGUGGACAGCGUCGGUUUGUUCGAGACCGAGAUGUACAUGUCUGGAAUGCACGGUGGUCACGGUAGAGGCAAGACUUCCUCGUUCAAGCGAUGUUUGUUCUUAAAAUGCAUCGGAGGAAUGAAGAUCGCCGAGCGCUUGGUGGCAGCCGUCGAGACUUCUCCAUCGCCACUGUGCUAUCUCCAUCUGCUGCAGGGCGGCAGAGAAGUCAACGAUGUUGAGGCCGAUGCCACGGCCUUCGGCUGUCGAGACUGGGACUUCGCCUGUGUGAUAACCGGUGUUUGGCCUCGCGACAAAGACGGCACUGAAACCGCACGAUCUGCUAUGCAAUGGGUUUACAAUGUCGCAGAGGACUUGUUGUCCUUCAGUACUGGAGUCUAUGGUGCCGACCUUGGGCCAGAUCCCAGAGACGCAACGCUGGCAGGUCACGCGUUCGGACCGAACCGGGCGCGCCUGGCCCGGCUCAAACGGAGCUUGGACCCACGCAAUGUGCUGGCUUAUGCUUGCCCGCUCCCAAAAGCGCCGGCGGGACCGAAGCUCAUCAUCCUUGUCACCGGCAAGAGCUGCGCCGGCAAGGACUAUUAUGCCGAUGUCUGGGUCUCCGUGUUCACGAGCUGUACCAACAAAACCCUUACAGCACGGACUGUCAGCAUCAGCGACGCGCUCAAGCUAGAAUACGCCGUGGCUACCGGAGCCGACCUGGACUUCCUCCUUGGGGACCGUGCUUACAAGGAACAACAUCGGCCAGCGUUGACGACAUAUUUCCAAGAACGGGUGCGUCAAAAUCCUCAGCUGCCCAAAAAACACUUUCUGGAAGUGGUACACGGCGCCGAGGACGUCGACGUGCUGCUGAUCACUGGAAUGAGAGACGAGGCCCCAGUUGCAGCAUUGUCACAUUUGGUGCCAGACAGCAGACUGCUGGAGGUUCGCGUCCAGGCUAGCGAUCAAAUGCGGCGUGCUCGCCAAGGGUGUCACGGCGGCAAGUACGAUGGCGACAACAACAACCAGAACAGUAGAGAGAACAAUGACAGCAAUAGUGGUGGAUCAAAUUUGCCUUCCUCGGACGCCCGCCCGAGUUUCUCCUUCGACAAUGACACGGCUGGAGACGAGGCGGCAAAGGCGUUCGCCGAAGAUUACUUGCUUCCCUUCGUCCACGAAGACCUGGAGCGACUGGCCCAGAUGGUGCGCUCGAUACCCGACUUCCCCCGCCGAGGCAUCGAGUUCCGCCACGUGCUCGACAUCUCCCAGCAGCCCGAUGGCCUGGCGCUGUGCGCGUCUCUUCUGCAAACCCACUUCACAGGCGAUUGGGCCAAAGUCGACGCAGUGGCAUGUUGUGAGGCCGGUGGGCUUGUCUAUGCGUCGGUGCUGGCCUCGCGGGUCGAUGUGCCGUUGGUGCUCAUCCGCGAAGCCGGCAAGCUGCCUCCUCCCACGGUGUCCGUCGUCAAACCCCGAUCGCAUAUCUCGUCUUUGGCAUCUACACAGUCGGAAGAGAAGCGAUCCCAAAUCUCCUCUUCGGCAUCGACAAAGUGGAAAGAGAAGCGGAUCGAGAUGGAGCGGGAUAUCGUCCCCAAGGGCGCCUCAGUCGUGGUGGUGGACGAUGUGCUUGCCACGGGCGAGACGCUUUGUGCGGUGCUACAGCUAUUACUUAAAGCGGGCGUCAGUGCCGGGCAUAUCAGCGUCAUGGCCGUGGCUGAGUUUCCCGUGCAUCGGGGUCGAGAAAUGCUACGUCAGCGUGGAUUUGGGGGAAUCAAUAUCCAAAGCCUUUUGGUCUUUGGCGGUGCUUAG